This is a messenger RNA of Drosophila hydei, 1287 nucleotides long. Its product is annotated as cystathionine gamma-lyase-like. The record is from RefSeq and is a predicted model, not a curated record. Bases 60 to 1238 code for a protein of 392 amino acids. Gene Ontology annotation, molecular function: cystathionine gamma-lyase activity; pyridoxal phosphate binding. Gene Ontology annotation, cellular component: cytoplasm. The transcript is spliced from 6 exons. NCBI's taxonomy places the organism in Eukaryota, Metazoa, Arthropoda, Insecta, Diptera, Drosophilidae. Gene Ontology annotation, biological process: transsulfuration.
CAUGUGUUCGGGAACAGUGAUCAACAAGUGUUCAUCAAGUGUAAAAGCAUCUAUCAAUAAUGAGUUUUAAAGUUCAACCAAAAGGUUUCGCCACUAAAUCUAUUCACGCCGGUCAGGAUCCGGAGCAGUGGAAGAGUGCUUGUGUUAUACCGCCGAUAUCAUUGAGCACUACAUUUAAACAGGAUGCACCAGGACAGCAUCGUGGAUAUGAGUACUCAAGAAGUGGAAAUCCUACACGAAAUGUAUUAGAAAAGUGCUUAGCAGCGCUCGACAAUGCAAAAUAUGGCUUAACUUUUUCAUCCGGCCUUGGUGCAACUACUGCUGUUCUUACAAUGCUAAACAGUGGCGAUCACAUUGUAAUGGGAGAUGAUGUGUACGGUGGGACAAAUCGACUAAUAAGGCAAGUGGCAUCACGUUUAGGCAUAUCCGCAACUUUUGUUGAUGCUACAAAUUUAAACAACCUUAAAGCUGCUUUUAAGCCUGAAACAAAGCUAGUUUGGAUAGAAUCGCCAACAAAUCCUCUUAUAAAAGUGGCGGACAUCGAAGCGAUUGCAAAAAUUUGCCAUGAGACUGGAGACAUAAUAGUUGCGGUAGAUAAUACUUUUCUUACCUCAUAUUUCCAACGACCCCUCGAUUUGGGGGCGGACUUAGUGUGCUAUUCAUUAACAAAAUACAUGAAUGGACAUACGGAUGUUGUUAUGGGUGGAAUAACACUAAACUGUGAUAAUCUAUAUUCUAGACUAAAAUUUUUGCAAAACGCUAUUGGUAUAGUUCCGUCUCCAUUUGAUUGUUAUCAAGUAAACCGUAGUCUUAAAACACUAUCAUUACGCAUGCAACAACACCAGCGAAAUGCAAUCGAUAUUGCUAAAUUUCUUGAAUCACAUGAAUUUGUUGAAAAAGUGCUCCAUCCAGCGCUGGAAUCACAUCCACAUCACGCCAUAGCUCUUAAACAAACAUAUGGAUAUAGCGGAGUGUUUUCAUUUUAUAUCAAGGGAUCUCUAAAGCAUUCUACAGCAUUUUUAAAAUCCCUAAAAGUGUUUACAUUGGCCGAGAGUCUUGGGGGAUACGAGAGUUUGGCUGAAUUACCGUCUAUCAUGACACAUGCCUCUGUACCAGCUGAGGACAGAAAAGUAUUGGGUAUAACUGAUGCUCUUAUUCGUUUAUCAGUCGGUCUUGAGGAUUCUGAUGAUUUAAUAGAUGAUCUACGUUGCGCUUUGAAUAUUGCAGCACAAGCUUAAGAACAAAAAAAAAUAAAAGAAAAGUUUUUAAUGUGUAAGACUAACAAUU